AUGCGCAAAAAAGUCGAUUUAUUUUUGGCGCUUCUAAAUUUAGCAGCAGCGCAAAAAGAAUUUGAAAGCUCCAAUAAUGAGGUGUUUAUAAAUGCUGACGGUCAUCCCAUUGGAAUCAGGUGCACUUUUGAAGAUGGCUGGUGCCCUGGAUUUCAUAAUCAGCGAAAUAGGGAUCCGAAAAAUCACUAUAUGGACUGGACAGUAAGCAAGGGAGUAUCAGACUCGCCAGUCACGGGGCCAGAAGUAGACCAUACAAUGGGAACGAAAGAUGGCCACUUUUUGCAUCUGAAGGCGGAAGGAAACAGAUUUUUGGCGAAAGGAGAAUUGCUUUCGAUGAAUUUCAAGUUGGAAUAUUCGAAAUACUGCGUCGGAAUGUGGUAUCACAUGAUGGGCAAGCAUGCUUUUUCGCUGAAUAUUUACGCGACCAUUCCAAGAGACAAAAAGCAGCCUACCCAGCAACUCUUGAAGGCAUCUGGCGCCAAAUCAAGAAACAAGAGCAACUGGCUUUACACUCAAAAUGAAGUUACUGUGCCGCUUUAUUCGCCUGAAUAUGUUAAUUUGACGAUUCAUGGAGUAAGAGGACUUUCUUAUUCUUCUGAUAUCGCUAUUGACGAUUUCUUCUUUCUUCCAGGGCCUUGUCCACAAGUCACGACAACAAAAGCACCACUACCAACGACCCUCCCUUCCUACGAACGAACAACCCCUCCAACUCUCUCACCAACAACAACGACUACAGAAGAUCCAACAGAAAAUCGCGAGUACAUGCCAUAUUUCGUCACUCAACUGGAAAAAUGCACGGUCAACGGAGUAGUAGAAAGCUACCUGCCAACACUGAGCGUCUGCUGCGGCGGGAAAAUCUUGAGAAGAAGUUCUGGAUCGAAAUGCUGUAAUGGAGUCCAGUAUUUUAACCGAAAACAGGAUUGCUGCGAAGAUCAAGUGAUCAAUCGCGCCGAGAAGAGUUGCUGCGGAGGAGUCAUCACCGAAAAAGUUUUCGGCGAAAUUUGCUGCGGCGGUGAGAAAAGAGCCGAAAAAGAAAAUGAAAAAUGCUGCGGAGACAAAACUUUCUUCGAUACUACCCAGAUGGGCUGUUGCGGAGGAGAGACUUUUGACAGAGCAACGGAUUAUUGCUGCGGCGACAAGAUAAUUUCGCUCGCAGAUGAAAGUACCAAGUGCUGUGGAACUGGGAAAAAAGGAAAAGUGGUCGGCGGGCGAGAAGGCUGCUGCAAUGGAAACACCUACAUGACAUUCGAAUACUCCUGCUGCGUGGACAAAUUCAUCUACCACAAAAAAGACGAAAGAUGUGACGCCGAAACUGGAGUCAUUACUCAAGUCUACUCGAAAAAAACUCCAAGUAUCCAGUUUGGAGAGCGACACUGGUUGUUUUAG
This is a messenger RNA of Oikopleura dioica, 1386 nucleotides long. The record is from the annotation of a GenBank genome assembly. Lineage: Eukaryota; Metazoa; Chordata; Appendicularia; Copelata; Oikopleuridae.